Molecule: messenger RNA, 3008 nt
Organism: Nasonia vitripennis (jewel wasp)
Lineage: Eukaryota; Metazoa; Arthropoda; Insecta; Hymenoptera; Pteromalidae
Exons: 4
Coding region: 2423-2950 (175 amino acids)
Source: RefSeq, a predicted model, not a curated record
AAGUUAAUAAUAUAAAAUUAAUACUUCUUUGUCGAGAAAAAUAUAUAUCUAAGUUUUCAUGGGAAGAAAUUUUGAAAAAAUGUAUUGCUGAUAUUAAAGUUUUGGAAGUUAAUGGAAUCACGCUUGAUGUACCAAUCAAAAUAACAUUUAGAGGUAGUAUUGCGGCAAUGGUAGGGGACAAUUUAGGUAGCCAUCAAAUCGGUGGAUUAUCGCAAAGUUUUUCAACGAGCAAAGAAUUUUGCCGCUAUUGCGAUAUAACCAUGGAAGAAUUUCAAGAAGAUUCCUUAACAAAAAAAAAAUACUGAGAAGUAUAGAUACUUAUGAACAAAAUGCUGCGCUAGCAGAAAAAACUGAGAAAAUUGUCUGUGGCAUAAGGACGAAUUUAUAUCUCAAUAAACUAUUAUUAUUACCAUGUUAUUUUUGGACUUCCAUCGCCCAUGACUUAUUGGAAGGUAUUGUUGCACAUGAUGUUUGGCAUGUAAUAAAAUAUUUCACUUUAAAUAAGGUUUACAGUGUCACUUUUUAACUUCCGUAUUAAUAAUGUAAAUAAUUUUAGAAAUAAAUUUAAAAAAUUAACAGGUUCUGCUUCACAGUUGAGACGAUUGUUGUUAAUAUUGCCUAUCGCAAUAGCUCAUUUGAUUCAAAAUUUCGUUGAUGAUGUUUGGCAAAUGGUUCUUUGUUUACGAGAAAUUUGUAGUCUUGUAUGUGCACCGGCAAUAUCUAACAAACAAAUAUCAAUUUUACAGUAUAGAAUUAAUGACUACAUACAGUUAAGAAUUAAGUGCUUUUCAGAAAUAAAAUUAAGGCCAAAACAUCAUUAUAUUGUGCAUUAUCCAGAACUUAUACAAAUAUUUGGUCCUAUGAAACAUUUGUGGACACUCCGGUUUGAGAGUAAGCACAAAUAUUUCAAAUGUUACCCAGAUACUUGCUGAAAGGAUGAACUGCUACAAAGUUCAGAUAGAAAUGAUUUUAGAUCAUUAGUGGAUAUUAUAAAUGCUUGCAAAUAUAAUUCAGCCAAUUGCGAUGAAAAUAUUGUCUUAGCUAUUGAAACCUAUUUUAAGGAAAACUCAAGUUCCAUAAAAUACAUUUGUUCGGGUAUUACUUAUAUUGAUUAUCGCAAGGACAUGACAAUUUGCAUUGGUUGGAGCGAGUACGGAAAUUUAUUAGUUUGUAAAAUACAAGUUAUUAUAGUCGACAGUAGAUUCAAUGUUUAUUUCGUUGGAGAUAGUAAUGAGAUCAUAUAUUUACCAGAACUUGGUAUUUAUGAAGCCGCGAAUUCUAAAGGCAGCGUAAAUUUAAAUAAGGACUAUUCCGUUUUUUCUUUAUUAUCCUUGAUUUCACCUCAUCCACUUUUACAAUCUAAAAUUAAAUCCAUUCAGGUUUUUCUCUGUAAAUAUGCACCUUUUAGAGAUGGCAUAUAAUGAAUCUAUGGCGUACGAAUUUACAGUCUGCAACUUGUCGAGAGCGAAAAGAUCGAAGAUUAGAUUCAGUAAAGAAGAUGUCAGGGAUGGCAUUCUUGGAAAAUUGCUUACACAAUGAAACAGAAUGUUGAAAACAAAAGGCUUAUCGGUAGUUGCAGAGUCAGAUGGUACGUCUAUCGAGGACGACGAGACGUUGAAUUGUUUAGCAGAUGAAGUUCUUAUGAUUCUGGAAGACAGUGAUGAAUGAAAAAUCUCAGAGCCGGAUAAUGAAAACAAUCAGAACGCCAUAAACAACACUGAAGUAUGUACUCCUCCAGCCAAAAAAUCUAAAACGUCUGAUGCUGAAGUGGAAGAAGAUGACAAUGAUAAAAUUGAUAAAGAAAAUGUGUCAACUAUUUUAAAGCCUUACACAGAGUUCAAGAAUUUUAAAAUACCAUGGUCUAAACUGGAUUACAACUUACUGCAAAAGUUGAAAAAUGAGUGCGAUAAAAAAAGAACUCAAAAAUUCGUCUUAAAUAAGAUCGUUGAUGAGUUGAGCGUGCGUGGUCAGCAACCACAUACCCAUUGACGUACUUACACAUGUUGCAGAAAUAUUGGUUGAGAAAUUCCCAGAUACUUUCGCUGAUAAAUGGAAUGAUGGACUGCAAGGUAAAGGAACUGCAACCGCUGUCACGAAGAUGAAAAACCGCAACAAUUAUUUAAAUAGGCCACACAUGGGGGCAAGCAAUUAAAGUAAUUUUUUAAAAAUUUCAUUUAAGAGUCAAAACUUGGUAAAAUGUCUAGAAGUGGGGUGUUUGCAGUGGCAACCUUUGGCAUACGGCACCGGUGUAACUGAAGAUUCGGCAGACGAAGAUCGUCAGUUUUUAUUAUGAUUCAAAGAAUUCGAAGAUGAAGACAAGGAGACUUUUAACAAAUCUUGUGAGGCAAUAUUUAAUUCGUUUCCAUUACAGAGAUUGUUUUUAAACAAUUUCAACGACCUACCAAAAUUUGAAGACAUUGAAAUGACGUGGCCUUGUUUGCUAGACACGUUUUACAUGAUGCUCCAUUUCGAAUUUUUGACUGGCUACAGGUCUCAAAAUUUAAAAGAAAAAAUAAAGAAUGAUGUUCCGACUCUGUUAGCCUAUGGGACAUUGAAACAGUUGAUAGACACUAAUGAAAUUACUACAGAAAAAGAACAAUACAUUUCUGCAAUAAAAUUAAUAUUUAAAUAUUUGAAUGAAGAAUUCAGUAAUUUAUUUUUAACAAUACCGCCAAAUACAGAUCUCAGUGAGGUACUCCUGUCAGAAAACCAUCCAACAAUUCUGAUGAUCGAAUCAGUUACGGAAAAUGAUGCCGAUGCUGGAGUAACAGAAAGCGAAUGCCAGUACUCCCUUUUUAUGGAAUCCAAACUUGUUGACAAAUUCGAUUCAUUUUUGGAUGCGGUGGUUGUACUUCAUGCAUCUUAUUACAUGUUUAAUUACUUGUGGCCACAAAAAGUGCCAUGUUUUUUUGGAAUUUUUACAAAUGAGGUACAUCAAUAUAUUUCAUGAGAAAACAAGAGGAAGGUCGAAAAAAGUCACUGAAAAAGUGAAUUCUCUUUUUAGAAAA